This is a messenger RNA of Suillus subalutaceus, 624 nucleotides long. RefSeq lists its product as uncharacterized. The record is from RefSeq and is a predicted model, not a curated record. Lineage: Eukaryota; Fungi; Basidiomycota; Agaricomycetes; Boletales; Suillaceae. The coding region runs from base 1 to 624 and encodes 207 amino acids. The transcript has 7 exons.
AUGUUCUACCUGCUGAAGAAUGUGAUGCCUGGAUUGGUAGAUGUUCAAAACACCACGCAGGAGGCGGUGGAGAGGGAGGUGGGACGGCUUCGAAUUGUAAGGAUCAACGAGAUAGAGAGUAAUAAGGGUUCAACAGCUUACUCUAGCCAUGGAUGCUCACACUGGAUCUAUUGCUUGGUGCUUGCUCUUGCAACUUUUAGGCAUGUACCACGAUCUGCAACCAUAAUUCAACUAUGCGGGCAGGACAGAUGGGCCAGUGUUCACCUUGACUCAUCUCAUGCUUCUCAAACUUUGAAUAGACCAUUGCUGAUGCUAUCCAAACAGCUUCCUGCAGGAAAGAAUCUUAUUGAACUCAGUCGUACUCAAGAUGAAGAAUGUGGUGUCAGUAUGACCAGCAUUAUCAUCCUCAAUCUGGAGAAAUUCUCACUCAAUCCCUCUUGCAGCUCAAACACAACAUCCUCCCUGUUAUCAUCAUUUCCGCCUAUAACAAAGCUCUCAAAUAAGUCCAUUCAAGCUCAGCACACUGUUACCUGGGAUGAUGCUGGGGACAGGAGUGUUGACAUCAAGCACUGUGCAGAGUACAGAUGUUUGCUCAAAGUCAAGCCCGAUGAGGGCGAGGAAUGA